CGAAGUGGCGUGAACGCGCGCGGCGAAGGCGUGGAGUUGAGGAUCGGUCGGGGGGGAAGAGGACAGGAAAGGCUGCGUGCACACACGUCACAUAGAAGAAGGGAAAAUAGAAGGGGAAAAAACAACAAAGACACUUGGCGAUGUUUCAUUUCCACCCUUGUUUGGUCACUCUUACCCAGCCUGUCGUUCUCCUCAGCAGCCCCGCUUCCUCUCCGGCGCCCUCGGCGAGUGGUCUCCGCCAGCAGCCAGCAGCCUCGCCGCCGCCGCCGCCGCCCGGGGCCGCACUGGCGCCACUUAGCGCCGACACGCAGCAGCAGCAAGGCGGGUAGAGACACUCCAGUCGCUGCGGAGAAGCGCUGCCAUUGUCGCCUCUCUCGGCUCCCGUAGCCCGGCUGCCUUCACGCGGCAUAGCGAGCCACUCAGCGUGGGGGUUUGUGUUAGCCACACUCGGGCUUUUACUUAACGAACCCAUGGGACCCGUCACCCGAUAGUCCCCGCUUCUCUUCCUCUAACCCUCCGGGUUAGGGGAAAUCGCCUGAUUAGCCACACGGACGAGGAGGGGGGCUCCGGCCGGAUUCCUCCCAGCGGGUGCUUCGGUGUCCCCCGCUGCCGCUCCGAGAGACCCCCGAAGCCGAGACUCGCUCCCCGAACAUGGCAGGGAACCUGAAGAAAGGCGGGGGGCUCAUCGGCAUGAUGAAGGACGCCUUCCAGCCGCACCACCACCACCUUCACUCGCACCACCAACCCGGGGCCGUGGACAAGAAGACGGUGGAGAAGUGCUGGAAGCUGAUGGAUAAGGUGGUGCGUUUGUGCCAGAACCCCAAGUUGGCCCUGAAGAACAGCCCCCCAUACAUACUGGACCUGCUGCCAGACACGUACCAGCACCUGCGCACAAUCCUGUCCCGCUACGAAGGCAAAAUGGAGACCCUGGGAGAGAACGAGUACUUCCGAGUGUUCAUGGAGAACCUGACCAAGAAAACCAAGCAGACCAUCAGUCUGUUCAAGGAGGGCAAAGAGCGGAUGUACGAGGAGAACUCGCAACCCAGGCGGAACCUCACCAAGCUGUCGCUGAUCUUCAGCCACAUGCUGGCCGAGCUGAAGGCCAUCUUCCCCAACGGUCUGUUUCAGGGCGACAACUUCCGCAUAACCAAAGCGGACGCGGCAGAAUUCUGGAGGCGUGCCUUCGGGGACAAGACCAUCGUGCCUUGGAAGGUGUUCCGUCAGUCCCUCCACGAGUUCCAUCCUAUCAGCUCAGGCCUGGAGGCCAUGGCCCUCAAGUCCACCAUCGAUCUCACCUGUAACGACUACAUCUCCGUUUUUGAGUUUGACAUCUUCACCAGGCUUUUCCAGCCCUGGUCGUCACUGUUGCGGAACUGGAACAGCUUGGCAGUUACUCAUCCAGGCUACAUGGCCUUCCUCACUUAUGACGAAGUCAAAGCGCGGCUGCAAAAGUUCAUUCACAAACCCGGCAGUUACAUCUUUAGACUGAGCUGCACCCGUCUGGGCCAGUGGGCCAUCGGCUACGUGACGGCGGAUGGAAACAUUCUCCAGACCAUUCCUCACAAUAAACCUCUCUUCCAGGCCCUCAUUGAUGGCUUCAGGGAAGGAUUCUAUUUAUUCCCUGAUGGCCGACCUCAAAAUCCAGACCUGACAGGACUUUGCGAACCUUCCCCUCAAGACCACAUCAAAGUCACUCAGGAGCAGUAUGAGCUCUACUGUGAGAUGGGCUCCACCUUCCAGUUAUGCAAGAUCUGUGCAGAGAAUGACAAGGAUGUGAAGAUUGAGCCUUGCGGUCAUCUCAUGUGCACUUACUGCCUCACGGCAUGGCAGGAAUCGGAGGGUCAAGGCACGGGCUGCCCAUUCUGCCGCUGCGAGAUUAAAGGUACCGAGCCCAUCGUGGUGGAUCCCUUUGACCCCAAGGACAACAGCGGGGGCUCUUGCAGGGGCAUGUUCGGAGCCGAGGGAGCGCCGUCGCCCAGCUAUGACGACGACGACGACGACCGGCUCGAAGACCCUCACCUUAUGAUGAGCAAACUCGCUUGUACAAAGGUAGAACGCCCCCCAUCGCCAAUGUCCAUAGCUCCUCACUCCUCCCUUCCACCUGUGCCGCCCAGACUAGACCUGCUUACACACAGACCCCCCAACCUGCCUGGCGCUUCCAGUCCUGGAGUCACUAAUAAGGUAGCGUCUCAUCACAAAGACAAGCCACUCCCUCUCCCCCCAGCACUGAGGGAUCUCCCCCCGCCCCCGCCCCCCGACCGCCCUCACUCAGCCAUGCCGUGCUCGGAGGCACGCGUGCAGAGGCGGCCCUUGCCGUGCACGCCCUGCGAACUCCCGCCGGCGCCCCCGAACCGGCCGCCUGCCGACUGGAGCUCCCGGCCCGUCCUAAAAGCCCUGACUUCCUCCUCCUCCUCGUCAUCCGCCUCCUCUUCUAUGUCCAGUCAGGUCUCUAUUGUGGAUCUUCGUGCAGGUGUCAGGGAGCUCUCCAACCGACACUCCCUCCCUCUGGCCCUGCCCUCGGCUCUGGACAUGCGCACGGACCCACAGAAGAACAACUCCACGAGUUUGGACCAUCAGCUGAACUUUUCGUCGGUGGUGGGUCAGGACUACGACAACAACAAAGUCAAGCCGUCAUCUUCUGCCAAUGCCAUCUACUCCCUGGCAAGCAGGCCGCCUUCAGCGCUAAGGCCACUGGCAGCCGAGGAGGCCCACGACAGUGAGGAAGAGUCCGACUACAUGAUCCCAUCCUCUCGCCCCCUCCUGUUGCCCAUCACUACGCCGCCGAUAGGAGAGAACCCUCCAAUCCCGAGACCUCUACAGCCUCAGCCUAGGUCCACCCUGACUGACACGGAGGACGGGCCGCCAAUGUACGAGGCCAUGUACAACAUCCAGGCUGGGCAGGAGCAAGCCGGGGAUUCAGAUUAUUCCGAGCUGCCCCCUCAGCCUGUGACUAAUGGCCCCAGGGAGCACUCGGUCCAAGACGGGGAGGACGAGGACAACAGCUACGACUUCCCCAAACCCCGAUUGCCAAUGCCGCCCAACCGAAGGAGCCUAUCAGAACUGGGAGGAUCGUCCUCGUCCACUUCGUCCUCCUCGUCCAGCUCGUCAUCCGGAGCAGCUUGUGCGUCGGAGCCCGCCGAAGCCCCGGAAAGACCCCCCAAGCCUCUCCCCAGACGCAUCAACUCAGAGCGCCGCCACAGCCCCGUGCCAGCCCCGCCCGUCUGCGGUGCGACGGGCGGGGGAGGAGCCGUGAGCAGCGAGGUGGAGCGGCUGAUGAGCGAGGGCUACUCUCAGCAGGACAUCCAGAAGGCACUGAUGAUUGCACAGAACAAUAUGGAGAUGGCCAAGAACAUCCUGAGGGAGUUUGUCUCCAUCCCCUCCACCGCACACAUCCUCACAUAGCGCUCACCUGGCCAGGGUCCUCUCUUCAAGGUCGGCCUGACCUUCUCCUGGUGCUCAGUCCUCGACACGCUAAAACUCUCAUGGCGCCUUUUUAACUGGCUGCCAUCUUUUUCAGCCAGCCUUCACCUCGCAACUUCAACUGCUUCUUUUGCUUCUCCUUCGUCAAGGAGCAUCUCAGCAGACUCCAGGACAUGGCCGCACUCUGGAAGAUCCUUGCGGGAAAAUGUAAGCAACUCCUGGCAAAUAAAGCGUACGUCUAUAUGAAAGUUUAA
Messenger RNA from Nerophis lumbriciformis (worm pipefish), 3674 nucleotides. RefSeq names its product Cbl proto-oncogene, E3 ubiquitin protein ligase (gene cbl). Gene Ontology annotation, molecular function: phosphotyrosine residue binding; receptor tyrosine kinase binding; ubiquitin protein ligase activity. Gene Ontology annotation, cellular component: plasma membrane; membrane raft. NCBI's taxonomy places the organism in Eukaryota, Metazoa, Chordata, Actinopteri, Syngnathiformes, Syngnathidae. The record is from RefSeq and is a predicted model, not a curated record. Gene Ontology annotation, biological process: cell surface receptor signaling pathway; negative regulation of epidermal growth factor-activated receptor activity.